This is a messenger RNA of Sinocyclocheilus rhinocerous, 4287 nucleotides long. Its product is annotated as ensconsin-like. Gene Ontology annotation, biological process: microtubule cytoskeleton organization. The transcript is spliced from 19 exons. The record is from RefSeq and is a predicted model, not a curated record. Gene Ontology annotation, cellular component: microtubule cytoskeleton. Bases 316 to 2706 code for a protein of 796 amino acids. Lineage: Eukaryota; Metazoa; Chordata; Actinopteri; Cypriniformes; Cyprinidae.
AUCUUGUAUUUGUUCUGUACUGCACACACAGCAAUCACACACACAAUUGUGAUUUAUAAUCUCACAUUUACACGCUCAAAGAGGGGGAUCUACUAUCUCCUCUCGAUCAGUCUCAGAUUGAAGAGGUUGGGUGAAAGUCCAGUUUUUCUCAUCCAUGUCUCCAUAUUCCUCUCUUUAUUUGACCAUGAAUGAGCACACACAUAAUCAUCAGCCUAUGAUGGAUGUUGCAUCCUUUGGACUUUGUGCAUGCAUGAGGUCGUGUCUGAUCGAAUUGGAUUAGGAUGUCUUCUUUGGUGAUGUAGACAAGAGGUUUGCAUGAGAUUUUCCAGUAUUCUCCAAACUAUGAGUGAGAUUCAAGGCUCUGACUACCUUCUCAGAGCAGAUGAGAAGUCAUCAUGGAGUCGACCGGACUCAUCAGCCUCUGGACAGUACACCUACACCAUUCCCAGCCCCACAGAGAUACACAUCGUUACCAGACCAGAGCCUCUCAUGCUGAAGAAUGACGAAAGGCAGAGACUCGCCCGUGAACGGAGGGAGGAGCUGGAGAAGCAGAAUGCUGUACGAGGUUCCAAGUGGUUGGAGAGAGAGGAAAGAGCCCGACAGUUUCAUGAGAGACAGCUGGAGGAGCGCAGGAAAAAGCUGGAGGAGCAGCGAGUGAAGGAGGAGAGGAGACGCGUUGCUGUGGAGGAGAAACGACGGCAGAAACUAGAGGAGGAGAAGGUCCGGUAUGAGGCUGUUAUCAGGAGGACCAUGGAGAGGAGUCAGAGAGCCAGGCCCAAGUCAAACCGCUGGAGCUGGGGUGGAACGCUCUCCGCCAGCACCUCACACAACAACGGUUUUGAUGAUUCUGCUCUCUUUUCAUUGGAUCUAGCUGGGCUGGAGCACUAUCAUGGUGUUUACAGCUUGGCGCGUCAGCAGCAGUUUCGAUCGAAAUAUACUGACAGAAGGUCAGCCUCCACUAUGAAUCUGUCCAAACCCACAGAUCCAGUCAUUUCUAAACGCCUGUCAUCUUCCUCAGCCACCUUGCUGAAUUCACCAGAUAGAGCCUUACAGAAGCAGACAUCUCUCUCGUCGUCUUGCUUGAUUAAAAAAACACAAUCUAAAUCCCAAAUCUCCAAAGAGAAGAUACCUCAGGACAAACCAGCAGGUAUGCGUCGCAUGCCUCUUACUGCAUGGGAGAAUACAGUGAUCAGUCGACUACAGACACCAACACACUCCUACCUGGCCAGGAGUCGCAGCGCCAUGUCUCUGUCUGGAGAAGCAGUGACCCCCGUUUGUCCUCGCUCAGCCUCCUGUCAUCCAAUGAGCUCCAUGUCCUUCAAGUCCAUCCAGUCACGCAGUGCUGAACGACCAAUCAAAGCAGGCCUUAAUCUUGAGAGACCAAUCAGAGCAGGGUUCAUCCCUCUGGACAGCAGCGCUCGCAGAAAGACCACCCAGAAUCUGCCGAUUGACAGGAAGGAUAAGGACAAUGUGAGAAAGUCAUGGAGUAACCUGGCAUAUCCCACUACCAAUCUGAGCCUGUUCACACCCAAGAGAUCUCCUUCACCUGUCGGUCAUCGCAGCAGGGUCACCAAUCCAUCCCCCAACAGGGGCUCUACUACUAAACCCCCUCAGAAGACACCUAACCCCAAAAAGUCCAGGUCUCCACCUCCUCCAGCAUCAAUUCGUCUGUCUCCUAGUAACCCGUCCUUAUCACCAGGCAAUCUCAGGCCUAACAGAGUGACAUCAGAGAGUCCGAGAGCAACUCCAGAAGGAGAGGGGGCCAAAAAAGAGGAUGUAGAACCUCCCAAAAUUGAACCAGAGUCUCCUGCAACUAAACCGGAGCCUUCUGCUGAAGGUUCUGGAAGUCCUCCAACAACACGGCCCUCUGCAGGCACAACCGAUCCUGAGGAGGCAUCACGUCUGCUGGCUGAGAAACGACGGCAAGCCAGAGAACAAAGAGAAAGAGAAGAGGAGGAGAAGAGACAGCAGGAAGAGGCUGAAAGGCGCAGCAGGGAGGAGAUGGCCCGCAGGAAGGCAGAGGAGCGGGCGAAGAGAGAGGAGGAGGCACAGCGGCAGGCAGAAGAGAAGAAGAGACGAGAGGAGGAGGCAAAGCGUUUAGAAGAGGAAAAAGCACAGAGGGAGAGAGAGGAAGCUGAACGCCUGCAGAAACAGAAAGAGGAAGAGGAGGCUCGCCAGAGAGAAGAGGCAGAGCGUUUGCGUCUGGAGAGAGAGAAACACUUCCAGAAAGAGGAGGCUGAGAGAAUGGAGAGGAAGAAGCGCCUUGAGGAAAUUAUGAAACGCACACGCCGAUCUGAUCAGAAAACGACCCCACAGAGAAAUGGUGAUGUCAGCCAGCAGAGCGGACAUAAUUCAGCGAGUUCAAUAUCCAGCAUCCCUUCAGUAACUGUGUCGGCCCCUCAGGCUCCGGAGACCUCUGAGACAGUAUGCAGUGACAGUAACGGACACACGGGGCCCAGCUUCAUUACACCCAUACUGCCCACAUCAGGUCACAGUGUGGCUGCCCAGCUCAGAGAAAACGGCACUGUCACAGAGGCUUUCGAGGAGGUCAUAGAGGUUCCCGUGGGGACCAAACUGUCCCGUCAAGAUGGAGAUGGAGAGGAGGUGGAAAAUGAAGAAGAGGAGAAGAAAAAGGUUCCCUUAUUGGCUUUCAGAGAGAACGGCAGCAUGCAUAAUGUGAGUGGACUGGAGGAAAACCCGGCAUAGUGAAGUUCAGGUCAGUCAGUCCGGACACAACGUGGAUUUGGGGUGACAUGCGAUGGCCCCUUUACCUUAUUUAGCUGUAUAGAUGUAUGAACAUUUAUAAUGGUGGAAAUGCAACAUGCAACACAGGAAUGAAAGAAAACCGAGUCGGAGGGAGACCCCCUCAAUGCACUUUCCUUCAUUUGACACUUAGACACCUAAAAUGGCAAAGAGAAAUUACGAAAUUAAGAUCUCUUGGCUUCUACUUCCUGUAAUCAGCUCCUGUCUCCUCAAACUGAAGUGGUGCGCCUUAGGAACCACAUCUUCUGUCUUUCUUCUAAUACUUGAAGAAAAGUGUCGUUGCUGUCGUGGAAGCUCCUGUGAAGUGCUAACCAUAAGGAAUGUGUGACAAGAGAAUGAUGUUUGUUUUGUUUGUGAGUGGCUGAACUCCCUGCUUAGUUUUAUAAUUAUUGUUCAAAUGAAGAGAACAUAUUUUCUUCCCUCUUUGCAAAGCUUGAACAGAUUUUUGCCACUUGAAUUAUGAUUUUUGAUAUGGUUUGCAAAGACCUCAUCUCACUCCACCCCAAUGUACGGCUCUCUCUACGCAGUCUGAGCGAAGCAAAACUGUCAUCCUAAAUUUUAAUUUUAAUUUUCUGAUAUGACUGGGUGAAUCGGACUUGCUCAGGAACAUAUCCAUGAUAUGUUUAACUCAAAAUUAAAUGGAAAAAAAUAUUAGCGUUUAAAUUAAGCACACCCUUUCAUUUCUUAUUACAGUAAUUAUGGGAAAAAUUAUUAUAUAUUAUGUAAAGUGUGAAGUAUGUACAUUGUGUAAACAGUUGUUCUACUGCCUAUAAUUAAUGCUGAUUCAAAUAAAACAUUUUAUUACCUUUUUUCCAUUAGAUUUUGGGAUGAAAUGUGACCUGGAUGUGUUUUUGUGAGAUUCACCCUGCUGUUGUUUUUCAGUAGCAUUAAUCACACACAUCCGAAAGCAACUUGUACUAUAGAAACUUAUGCUGUUAUAUUCAUUAUAUGAAAUAUAACGUCUAUUUCAUCGGUAGAACCCAUACAAGCUAAUAGUUAAAAAUCCUUCAAAAGUAAUCAAAACGAAGUAAAAAACGAGCAGAAUCUCUUUAAAUUGCAAUGCUGCUACCUAUGUCUUUCCUUUGCCUUAUCAGAUGACGUGAAGUUUUGAGGAUUUGUUUAUAGAGCUGUUGUUAAAGGGCUGAUUUGUUUUUUUGUUUUUGAAAAAUCCUGUUCAUCCAUAAGCUCGUAACACAUGCUGUCGGCCCUGUGAGUCCUGCUGCAUCAUAUAGCCCUUUCAGACACCACCAUCAAUAGUUAAUAGGGCUAAUGGAAAACCAAGUAUCCUAUAUAGGACAUAUUAUAAAGCGAUUUAUAAGACUAUCUCAGUUUGUUUUUGUUGAAGUCAGUAUCAGUGGAUGGUCAGUGGACACCAUGCAAAAAAAGAAGCAGGGAUCAAUUACAUACCUUGAAACCAAGAAAUUGUAAACCUUGAUAUGCAAACGCUAAAAUAGUAUGCAUAAAUGUUGCACAAAAUCUGUUUGUAAGAGGGUGGGUGAAGGUUUAAAACAAGCACAACUUGUU